Messenger RNA from Photinus pyralis (common eastern firefly), 875 nucleotides. Its product is annotated as ubiquinone biosynthesis O-methyltransferase, mitochondrial-like. The record is from RefSeq and is a predicted model, not a curated record. Gene Ontology annotation, biological process: ubiquinone biosynthetic process. Gene Ontology annotation, molecular function: 2-methoxy-6-polyprenyl-1,4-benzoquinol methyltransferase activity. Bases 16 to 777 code for a protein of 253 amino acids. Lineage: Eukaryota; Metazoa; Arthropoda; Insecta; Coleoptera; Lampyridae. The transcript has 4 exons.
UUUACUAAGUCAACUAUGUCGAGAGUUUUGAAGGUGUCGUCUGCCGAUGUGGGGCGCAAUGUCUACUUCACAGACCAUAAAUCAGACUGGUGGGAUCCUAAUUCAUGGUUUAAACCUUUAAUUGAGAUGAACAGUUUGAAUCUGCUCUACAUCCAGGAUGUUUUACGUGAGAAGGGUUUUGUGAAGGACGAGGGAGGUUUUCGGCUUUGUGAAGAUUUGCGUAUUUUAGACGUGGGAUGUGGAGGAGGGUUAAUUGCCGAACCACUGGCCAGAGCCGGCGCCAAUAUUUUAGGCAUAGACAUCAACAAAGAUUGCAUAGAGGCGGCCGAGGAGCAUGCGAAGCUCGACCCGUGCCUCAAAAAUCUAAAAUACAAAUGGGAAAGCAUCGAAGCGCACAGUUUGGAGAACGUCGAGCAGUACGACGUUGUGAUCCUCAACUUCGUUUUGCACCACGUCAAAAAUCACGACGAUCUCAUUCGGGACUGCCUCAAAACCUUAAAACCGGGAGGGGUGAUCUUUUUGAGUACAAUCUCAAAAAACUGGGGCACUUGGUUACGAUUUGUUCUUGUGGGCGAACAUAUCAUUCGAUAUGUUGCGCCCCAGUCCUUUGACUGGCAUAAAUUUAUAAACUUCGAGGACGUGCAACGUAUCUUGAAGCAAAAUAAGUGUGACGUAGAGAACUUCAGAGGGAUUUCCUGCGACUUAGUGUUGGCAUGGAUAAAAUGGUCAGAUGACACUAAUAAUGUAUACAUAAUGCACGCUAAUAAACAUCAAUAAACAUGUAAAGAAACAUAGAAAACGAGCUCCUGGCUAACUCGAUGCGCAUAUUGAAUUUCAUGCAAUUCGUUUCAUAACUCACGGAGAUCUCAAAAGGG